Messenger RNA from Telopea speciosissima, 495 nucleotides. RefSeq lists its product as uncharacterized. The transcript has a single exon. The coding region runs from base 1 to 495 and encodes 164 amino acids. Lineage: Eukaryota; Viridiplantae; Streptophyta; Magnoliopsida; Proteales; Proteaceae. The record is from RefSeq and is a predicted model, not a curated record.
AUGAGAACUAUGCAGGCCCCACCAGUAGCUCCCACAGCCCCUGCUGCUCCUAUACUUGCAAUAGCUCCUGUUGUACUAGCCAAUGAUGCAAAUGGACGUUUAAUGGAAAGGUUCUUGAAGAUUCAGCCACUCACCUUUGCUGGAAUUUCUAAAGAACCUCUGCAACUAGUCAAGUGGGCGAAAGAAAUGGAAAAUGCUUUUGAGUUUUUUGGUUGCAUCGAAGAGCAGAAGGUCACUCAUGCUAGAUAUAAGGUCCAGCACGAGGCAGAAGUAUGGUGGCAAAUCACUAAGCCUAUUCUAGCUGUUGCGCAUCCCAAUCUGACUUGGGAGAUAUUCAAGGAAGCUUUCUUUGGCAUCUAUUUUCUAAGCAGUGUAAAGAAGAAGAAGGAAAUCGAACUAGCAGAGCUGACUCAGGGGCCUAAGUUAGUCUUAGAAUACCAACAGAAGUUCGAAGAACUCUUUUUCUGCGCCCUCCCCCCCUCACUUGAAUACUGA